Dioscorea cayenensis subsp. rotundata (Guinea yam) is the source of this 2009-nucleotide messenger RNA. RefSeq names its product sulfate transporter 3.1-like. Gene Ontology annotation, cellular component: membrane. NCBI's taxonomy places the organism in Eukaryota, Viridiplantae, Streptophyta, Magnoliopsida, Dioscoreales, Dioscoreaceae. The transcript is spliced from 13 exons. Bases 51 to 2009 code for a protein of 652 amino acids. The record is from RefSeq and is a predicted model, not a curated record. Gene Ontology annotation, biological process: transmembrane transport. Gene Ontology annotation, molecular function: secondary active sulfate transmembrane transporter activity.
UUUAUCACUUCUCAGACACUCACUCAAGCAAGCAACUACAAGUGAAAUAUAUGGGCAACGGUGACCUUGUGUUUCCAGCAGGGGUGGCCGGAGUGGAGUGCGCACACCGUGUUCCUGUGCCACCUUCAAAGCCAUUCUUAGAAACCUUUAGAACAAACCUCAAAGAAACCUUCUUCCCUGAUGACCCACUUAGCCAGUUCAAGAAUGAAAAACCAUCAAGAAAACUCAUCAAGGGUCUCCAAUACUUGUUCCCUAUACUUGAGUGGGCUCCUAACUACACUCUAAACUUCUUCAAGUCUGAUCUUGUGGCUGGUAUCACCAUUGCUAGCCUUGCCAUUCCUCAAGGGAUUAGUUAUGCCAAGCUUGCCAACCUCCCUCCUAUCCUUGGCCUUUAUUCAAGCUUUGUGCCUCCGUUGGUGUACACAAUACUUGGUAGCUCGAAGGACCUUGCGGUGGGGACGGUGGCUGUGCCGUCGUUGCUCAUGGCUUCGAUGCUCGGUAAGGAGGUUUCGGUGACGCAAAACCCCGGGCUUUAUCUUCAUUUGGCCUUCACUGCCACCUUCUUUGCCGGAGCAUUCCAAGCAUCCUUAGGCUUACUAAGGCUAGGGUUUAUUGUGGAUUUCUUAUCACAUGCAACCAUAGUGGGGUUCAUGGGGGGAGCUGCAACAGUAGUGUGUCUUCAACAGCUGAAGGGAAUACUUGGUCUAGAGCACUUCACAACAGCUACUGAUCUUGUGUCUGUCAUGGAGUCUGUCUUCACGCAGACCCACAAGUGGAGGUGGGAGAGUGCGGUUCUUGGAUGUUGCUUUCUCUUCUUUCUCCUAACCACUCGCUACUUUAGCAAAAGGAAGCCUAAAUUCUUUUGGAUCUCUGCUGCUGCACCAUUGACUUCGGUGAUACUUGGAAGUGUUCUUGUGUUUCUCACACAUGCAGAAAACCAUGGUGUUCAAGUGAUUGGAUAUCUAAAGAAAGGAUUGAAUCCACCAUCAAUAACUACUUUGGUCUUCUCAUCGCCUUACAUGAUGAUCGCACUAAAAACCGGCAUUGUUACCGGAAUCAUCGCUAUGGCAGAAGGGAUUGCUGUUGGGAGGAGUUUUGCAAUGUUCAAGAACUAUCACAUUGACGGAAACAAGGAGAUGAUAGCUUUUGGUACAAUGAACAUGGCAGGUUCACUAACCUCAUGCUACUUGACCACUGGUCCUUUCUCUAGAUCAGCAGUGAACUACAAUGCAGGGUGCAAGACAGCAAUGUCAAAUAUGGUGAUGGCAUUGGCAGUGAUGGUCACACUAUUGUUCUUGACUCCAUUGUUUCAUUACACUCCUCUUGUGGUCCUUUCCGCCAUUAUCAUUUGUGCCAUGCUGGGCAUUAUCGAUUAUGAGACUGCCUUUCACCUCUGGCAUGUAGACAAGAUCGAUUUUUGUGUUUGUUUCGGUGCUUAUUUCGGUGUUGUCUUUGGCAGUGUGGAGAUCGGUUUGGUCAUUGCGGUUGUGGUAUCAUUACUUAGGAUUUUGUUAUUUGUUGCAAGGCCGAGAACUACUGUUCUUGGUAACAUACCAAAUUCUAUGAUAUAUAGAAGGAUGGAUCAAUACUCGGAGGCUAAGAGAGUGCCUGGAGUGUUCAUAGUGCAAAUUGAUGGACCGAUAUACUUUGCUAAUGCAAGUUAUCUAAGAGAAAGGAUAUCAAGAUGGAUUAGUGAGGAGGAGGACAAGAUCAAACUAAGUGGAGAAAGAAGCUUACAGUAUGUGAUCUUGGACAUGGGUGCUGUGGGAAGCAUUGAUACUAGUGGCAUAAGCAUGCUAAAAGAAGCCAAAAAGGUUGUGGAGAGAAGGGGCCUUCAGGGAAGUGAGGUGAUGAAGAAGUUGUACAAGUCUAAGGCUCUUGAGAUCAUUGAUACUUAUAACAUUAUGGGCCUUGGUGAUUAUGUGGAACCUUCAAAUGUGUCCAUGGCCAAUAUGAUAAUUCAGAUUGAGUCCCAAGACAAAGACAAGUAUAGAAUUGCACCAGGGUAG